Messenger RNA from Oncorhynchus tshawytscha (Chinook salmon), 2586 nucleotides. RefSeq names its product tRNA methyltransferase 10C, mitochondrial RNase P subunit (gene trmt10c). NCBI's taxonomy places the organism in Eukaryota, Metazoa, Chordata, Actinopteri, Salmoniformes, Salmonidae. The record is from RefSeq and is a predicted model, not a curated record. The coding region runs from base 317 to 2197 and encodes 626 amino acids. Gene Ontology annotation, cellular component: nucleoplasm; mitochondrion; nucleus. Gene Ontology annotation, molecular function: tRNA binding. The transcript has a single exon. Gene Ontology annotation, biological process: positive regulation of mitochondrial translation; mitochondrial tRNA 5'-end processing.
UGGCGUUGCACACGUUUACAACGUGACCUUUCGACAUUUUUUUCGAUGAGGACGGAUGUAAAAUUGAAUUCAGACUGACACAAAUGUAAGACAUUCAAUGGAAUAUUACCACGAUUAUAUGAUCCAUUCUGUCCUUGUUGAGAGUGGACCUUAAUUGCAGUUUGUAUAUAUAUUUUUUCUUCUCGUGAUUAUGAAACAUAAACACAGUCGCUUUCUAUCUUGUCUGCACGUCGAACGGUAUUUCCUCCUCUCCUGAUGGACACUUCUGGAACUUUAAAUAUAACGACGUGAGUGUCAACAUCUUGACUCCAUAUACAUGUAUCAUCAAACCAUUGAAAUGAUGAGGUUUCUCACCCCACCGCUUUUGAACGAGCUGCGGCGGCGUCUCUCGCUGUUAUCCACUGUCGCAAAUAAACAGCUACCACUCACCUGCCUUCUCCCACCCCACCACUCUGCACCCCUAAAACGGCCUCUCUAUACUGGGGCCACACUAAGAAAAGAUGUACCCCUCCCUCAGUCUAAAGAAGAUCAGACUGAAGAGAAACUGGACCUGGACAUAUGGAAGUCUGUGAUGAGGUUUCAGGUCCCAGCGGUGGAGGAGGAGAAACAGGGAGGUGAGGAGGGAGGUGGUGGUGCUGCUCCUUCAGGACCAGGAGGAGGUGUAGCAGGGCAGGAGGAGGUCUCCCCACUGGAGGCCACCAGAGAGCUGGUAGUGAUGUGGCGUCAGGCUGGGAAGCUGGUGCCAGAGAUCAUGACUGACGAGGAGCUGGGGAUCUUGGCUGAGUUCCAAACUAAGUCCUCCAAGAAGAAGUACCUGAAAUACCUGGCCAUCAAGGAGGGCCACAAGAACAACCACAAGCAGAAACAGGAGAAGAAGAAGGCAGAGAGGAGCGAGAGGUUUCUGGAGGACGAUAGGAUCAGGCCUGGCGGUGUGAGAGGAGAGGAGGGGGAACUGAGGAACACUUUCCUUCUCCAGUUCUGGGGUCGUUCCCUGGACAAGCUGCUGGGGUGGAGGUCGGCCCAGGCCGUGGUGUUCGGCCAGCCGCUGGUAUUCGAUAUGUCCUACGAACAGCAGAUGACGCGUCGGGAGGUGGAGAACACUGUGUCCCAGCUGAUGGAGGUGGAGGGGUGGAACCGCCGAGCCCCGGACCCCUUCCACCUACACUUCUGUAACUUGCAGCCGGACGGGGGUUACCACAGGGAGCUGGUUAAACGGUACGGCGCAGAGGCCUGGGAGCGCCUCCUCAUCACCUCCACAGAGCAACGUCACGUGGACCUGUUCCCCCGGGACGACCUGGUCUACCUGACGGCUGACUCCCCCAACGUUCUCCGUACCUUCGACAACUCUAAGGUCUACAUCGUGGGCUCCAUGGUGGACCGCUCCAUCCAAUCAGGGCUCUCCUUGGCCAACGCCAAGCGUCUGAAGCUGAAUACGGCCCGUCUGCCGCUGGAUGACUUCCUCCAAUGGGAGACGGGGGCCAAGAACCUGACCCUGGAUCAGAUGAUACGCAUCUUGCUGACACUGAAGGAGAGUGGGAGGUGGGAGGAGGCGCUGGAGCACGUACCGAAGAGGAAACAUGAUGGAUUCUACCAGGAGAAACCCCAGCAGGACAGAGACAGAGGCUCAGAUAAGGACAGGAGGUUUAGUGGCAGAACCAGAGGAGACACAGGGUUCAGGGCUGGGGACAGAGAGAGGGCAUUUAGUAGAAGAGCCAGUGUAUUGAAGAGUGGGGACAGAGCAAUUAGGAAUGGGGACAGAGAAGGAGACAGUGACAAAGAAAUCAGGACUGGAGACAGAGGAGACAGUGACAGAGCAGUCAGGACUGGAGACAGAGGAGACAGUGACAGAGCAGUCAGGACCGGAGACAGAGAUGGUAUGGAGGAGUGGAGACAGAAACAGAUGAAUGGUGUGGUCAGAGAGAGAGGAUCCACUAGCAGACAUAAGGACAGUGUAUUCAGUAGCAGAGACACGGUAGCAGUCAGGAAUGGGGACAAAGAGAGAGGAUCCACUGGCAGACAUAAGGACAGUGUAUUCAGUAGCAGAGACACGGUAGCAGUCAGUAAGGAAGCAGCAGGGGAUGCAGAGAACAGACAGAACACACAGACCACCACCAGGGUACGGACAUCACUAAAAACCAAGAUGGAGGAUCGGAACAGUACAGCCAAGAGCGGGAAGAAAUUGCGGAAGGAAGAGUAGCCUUAUUGGGCCAAAUAUCCUGAGACAUUUCUCCUCUGAAUGUUCUUCAGUUUCACCCUGUUGCGUCAAUGGAUUCAGAGAUGAACUGAUGAAAAGCACUUCUAAAUGCCUUGAACACUUGACAGGUGUGGCCUAUCAAGACGCUGAUUAAAACAGCAUGAUCGUUACACAGGUGCACCUUGUGCUGGGGGACUAUAAAAGGCCAGUUCGGCAACAGCUUCAGGUGGACCAUGAACAGAAACAUUUGGAUAAGCAACUCAGUGACUGUUGAUUGUUUGGAAUCUUUGGCGUAAUUUGUUACUUCGUGUCAAUGUACACCGAGGAAAAAAUAUAUAAAAACGCAACAUGUGAAGUGUUUUAUGAGCUGAAAUAAAAGAUCCAGAACAUUU